Drosophila willistoni is the source of this 1023-nucleotide messenger RNA. RefSeq names its product endoplasmic reticulum resident protein 44. The transcript has a single exon. The coding region runs from base 1 to 1023 and encodes 340 amino acids. The record is from RefSeq and is a predicted model, not a curated record. Lineage: Eukaryota; Metazoa; Arthropoda; Insecta; Diptera; Drosophilidae.
AUGCAGCUAGAACCCAUUUACUAUGAAGUCGCUCAGCUGCUUCGGAUGGGAAAUCCUGAGCAAGGUCUCAUAGUUUUGGGCAGGGUUGAUUGUGAUGUCGAAACGGAAUUGGCGAAAAAAUAUCAUAUUCGAAAGUAUCCAACGGUGGCUGUGGUGCAGCAUGGACUGAUCCGAUGGGAUGAAUUUCAAGGACCUCGUAAUGUCGAGAGUAUUAUGAAAUUUUUGGAAACGCACUUGAAUGAUCCCGUUAAAGAGAUACAAUCAAAAACGGAAUUGGACAAUUUGGUGGUUGUAUCAAACACUCUGAUUAUCGGUUACUUUACAAACUAUCUUGAUCAAGAAUAUAAAGUUUUUCGUGAUGCUGUGCGUUUUUUCGGUCCAUACGGCGAUUUCUAUGUGGUCCUGUACGAUGCUAUGAGAAAUGCCACUCUAGAUGGCGAACACAGGAUUGUCGCUAGGGCUAAAUAUGAUCACAUUGAGGAGUAUAAGGGGAAUAAGACAAAUACCAAGGAGCUGGGAAUGUGGAUUUUCUAUCAAUGUCAACCCAUGGUGCAAGAGAUAACAUUUGCCAAUGCCGAGAUACUAAUCGAUGGUUCUCUGCCACUUAUGAUACUAUUUCACCAUAAAGAUGAUCAUGAAUCGGUCAAGCUAUUUAGAAAAACGGUCGAGUCUCAAUCAACGGAAACUUUUAUGUCUGUUAGAUUUAUCAGCGGUCAGUCCGAUAUGUUCUCCCAUGCAAUGUAUCAUAUGGGCAAAUCGGAGGAGGAUUUACCCUUUAUUGCCUUCGAUACCUUCGAGCAUAUGUAUGUCCUUCCGAAUUUCACUGAUAUUGAAGUGCCUGGCACAAUAGAGCAAUACAUUGAAGACCUUCAUUCGGGUAAAUUGCAUUAUAAGUACCAUGAAAAGGAACUUUUGGACGCCUUAGGCGGCGAUGUGCAAGAAACAACUCGCAUUCCAGAAUCAAAAUUUAAAAUUCUAAAACAAUCCAAACAUCGCUAUACCUAUGUUAAAGAGGAAUUGUAA